AUGAUUUACUCUCUACUGUAGUAACAUCUUCAUAAAGAACUUCUUGGAUCAAAGUAUCAACUCACUGAGUUUCAAUUACUCAAUGUUUCCGAUAAUAUCUAUUAAGAUACUAAAGAUUUCAAAUAUUUCCUUAACAUUACAAAUCAUAUACAAUCAAUCUUAGUUAUUCAAUCCUAUAGAUUUGAAUAUGAAUAUAAUUUUGAGAACAACACUGUAGAUUAACUAAAUUGCAUAAUUGAUAAAGUCAAUGAUGAUCAAACUAACAUUUCAAUUAAUUUGCUAUAAUACUAACAUCCAAUACCAAGCCUACUAAUUAAAAAAGCCUUCAUUAAAAAACAAACACCUUAACCAGCAUUACAACCUCAUUAAAUUUAUACUUUAAUUUCUUAAAAUUCCAAAUAUCAAAGGAUAGAUGUUUCCUUCUGCAAUUUGGACUUCAUUCAAAGAUCCUAAAAUAUUACUUACAAAUAACCUACACAAGAAAAAUCAAUUAAAAAAAGAGUCAAAGUUGAAAAACCAUAAUCAAUAGACAUAGAUUCAAUUAAACUAUCUAAAGUACAAGAUACAGAAGAUUCAAAAAACAAAAGAGAAUUAAAUGUAUCUAAGCAAUUAUUUAAGUAAUAAUAAAAUAAACAAGAAGAAACAAAACAAAAUUCAUAAUUAAAAACAUUAGUUAAGAAGUUAGACAUUCCAGAAAAAUGGAAGUAAGUUUCAUAAGAAUUCAGUGAAUCGCAUAAGAAAGUUUGGGAUAUCAAAUAUUAUGAAAAAUUAAUGCUAUUGACUGAAUCUAUAUCCAAAAGUAUUUAAAAUUCAUUUAUUCUUAUAGAAUAUUUCUAUUAGCAUAUCUUUAAAGAAUGUAUAGAGGAAGAAUAUUAAAGGAGAUUCAUUAGAUAUGCUUUACCUCCUGAUUUAAAAGAUCAAUCUAUUAUAAAAAAGAGAAAGAUCUAUAGUAAAGAUGUAGUAUGUGCUCUUUUUGAAUGA
Messenger RNA from Paramecium primaurelia, 981 nucleotides. NCBI's taxonomy places the organism in Eukaryota, Ciliophora, Oligohymenophorea, Peniculida, Parameciidae. The record is from the annotation of a GenBank genome assembly.